AUGACUCCCCUGGACCAGAGCUUGACGAGCAGGUCCCUAUCAUUUAUCUCCAACAUUGAUAAGUUUGUCUGCGACUACCGUCAUAUGAGAGAUAAAGGCUUCAGGUCAUGUGGUACUGCAGACGAUCGGAGCUGUUGGCUUCGUAAUCCGAAAACUGGGGAAGAGUUCAAUAUCACAACCGAUUACGAAUACAGGGUGCCGCAAGGUGUCAAACGUGUUUAUCACCUGGACGUCACAGAUGGCUACGUCAAUGCGAACGGUCUGAAUUUCACCGAAGCAAAGAUGUUCAACAACUCUUGGCCUGGGCCUCUCAUUGAGGCUUGCUGGGGCGAUACUGUCGAGAUCCACGUCACGAAUCUUCUCGCCAACAACGGAACCAGCUGCCCUAUUGCCCCGAAUUCCACCUUUAUUUACCAGUGGAAUGCCACGCAGUACGGGUCCUCGUGGUACCACAGCCACUACUCGGUCCAGUACGCCGAUAGUCUGCAAGCUCCCAUUACCAUCCACGGACAAACAUCCUUCCCGUACGACGAGGCUAUCGAGCCAAUCUCCAUGAAUGAUUGGGACAUACUACUGAGUGGCUUCGGGAACAUCGCUCGAUUCACCGGUGGAGGUAUUGAGAACACCACAGAGAUUCCCCGUGGCUAUGAAAUUUGGUUCGAUGACAUUGAGCCCAACCCCAAGACGAGAGCGAAGCGGUAUCUCUUGCGCCUUGUCAACACUGCUUUCCAAUCGACAUUCGUCUUCUCCAUUGACAACCACAACUCCACAGUUGUUGAGGCAGACUUCGUUCCCAUCGAGCCAUUCAACGCAACUUCACUCCUCAUCGCCAUCGGCCAGCGAUACCACAUCAUCGUCGAGGCAACGCCGGUUGUCAACAGCUCGAACCCCGAUGCUAAUCCUAUACCGGAAGAUCGCAGUUUCUGGAUUCGUACGCAUGUGCCACUAAAUACCACCACAAAUCAGACAAUGGAAGGCGGCGCCACGGUGGACGCCAACAACUGUAUGAAGACUGGUAUCCUGCGAUACGACAAUUCCAGGCCACCCUCAAAUGGCCGUGUUGGUGAGCAAUUCAACGUCGCAGACCUGAGCAAUGCAGCAAACCACAAUCGACCAUACUCGACGGCCUUUUUCUCUUUCGAACGGCCGGAUAGCAAGAACGAGCGACCCUUCCAGACCACGUGCGGCAAUCCUACCUUCUUGAACCUCGACAAUGUUGGCGAUGAGUGGCCAACGGGAUGGGUGGUUGCGCCCGAGAACUAUACCGCAGAUGACUGGGUGAGUUUGAUUAUCCACCUUCACGGCCAUGACUUUGCCAUCAUCCAGCAGGAGGAUGAUACGCUAUGGGACAUAAAAGACUUCAAGCCCAACAAAAACAAAUUGAAUAAUCCUCCCCGUCGGGACGUGGUAGUCCUCCCCAGGAGCGGCUAUGCCGUCAUCGCCUUCAAAUCAGAUAAUCCUGGCGUGUGGUUGAUGCACUGCCACAUCGCUAAACACGCCUCCACCGGCCUGUCUUUGCAAAUCAUGGAACGACAAGCCGAGGCAAACAUUAUUUGGCAGCCCGGAAACUCUAUGGCCCUGGAUAAUGCCCAUAAGCUCUACGAUAAGCCGGAUUAUCCUGCCUGCGCCAAUGCCACCAACCUCCAGAACGAUUCUGGAGUCUAA
Colletotrichum phormii is the source of this 1665-nucleotide messenger RNA. Its product is annotated as multicopper oxidase-domain-containing protein. Bases 1 to 1665 code for a protein of 554 amino acids. The transcript is spliced from 8 exons. NCBI's taxonomy places the organism in Eukaryota, Fungi, Ascomycota, Sordariomycetes, Glomerellales, Glomerellaceae. The record is from RefSeq and is a predicted model, not a curated record. Gene Ontology annotation, molecular function: copper ion binding; oxidoreductase activity.